Chondrus crispus (carragheen) is the source of this 2673-nucleotide messenger RNA. RefSeq names its product Isoamylase glycoside hydrolase family GH13, Hsp33. Gene Ontology annotation, biological process: carbohydrate metabolic process. Gene Ontology annotation, molecular function: hydrolase activity, hydrolyzing O-glycosyl compounds. The record is from RefSeq and is a predicted model, not a curated record. NCBI's taxonomy places the organism in Eukaryota, Rhodophyta, Florideophyceae, Gigartinales, Gigartinaceae. The coding region runs from base 1 to 2154 and encodes 717 amino acids. The transcript is spliced from 2 exons.
AUGCCAGGCACAGCCCCCAAAAAUCCGUCCGCGCGCACGGUACACGCCGGCCGCGCGCUUCCAUACGGCGCGUCGCCGACUUCCCGCGGCACCAACUUCGCCAUCUACGCGCGCGAGACCACCUCCGUCGCCCUGCUACUCACCGUCGACGCCACGGAAUCCGUCCACCCGCUGGACCCCUCCCUAAACCGCACGGGCCACGUGUGGCACGUCGAGCUGGUCCCCCCCGUCCCCGCCGCCGCGGCGUACGCGUGGCGCGUGGGCCGCGAUAAGGACCCGCGCUGGCGCUCCAACGUCUGCCUCGACCCGUGGGCCACGGUCCUCGAUUCCCCAGUCGGCCCAGCCGCGUUCAAUGAUCGUAGCUCAAAAACGGAGCAGUACUCCCCGCGCGCGCUCGUCGCGCCCCCGACGGUGUUCGAUUGGCAGGAUGUAGCCAAGCCACGCAUCGCUUGGAAGGACAUGGUCAUAUACGAGCUGCACGUGCGCGGCUUCUCAAAGAGGGCUCCCGAUAUAGGGCCCACUAAACUGAAAGGGAGUGCGGGUAGCUUCGUUGGUGUUGUGGAGAGGAUCCCGUAUCUGAAGAGCCUCGGCGUCAAUGUCGUCGAGCUGCUCCCGGUCAUGGAGUACAAUGAGCGCGAGUGGAGCCACAUCAACCCCGAAUCUAACAAGCCGCUCAGUCAGUACUGGGGCUAUUCCACCGUCGCCUUCUUCGCCCCGAUGAACCGCUUCGGCCGCGACGGCUCGUCCCCCGCGCAGGUACUCGCAGAAUUUAAAUACAUGGUGCGCGAGCUGCAUCGGGAGGGCAUCGAGGUCAUCCUUGACGUCGUGUACAAUCAUACCGCAGAAAUGGGGCUAGACUUCGUCGGCCCCGGGUUUUACGGCAUGAAGACACUCGCCCCGUUUUCUUACUACGUGCUCCGCGAUGGUGGCCACACCUUUGUCAAUCACUCUGGAUGCGGCAACACCGUCAACUCGAACAAUCCGGCCACACAGGAGCUCAUAUGUGCCAGCUUACGCUACUGGGCUCAUGAAAUGGGUGUCGAUGGCUUCCGCUUCGACCUGGCCAGCAUAUUAUGUCGUGGUGUGGAUGGCGAGCCGCUUGCCGACCCCCCUAUUAUCGAACGCAUGACGAAAGACCCUACUAUGAGGGACGUCAAGCUUAUCGCGGAGCCAUGGGAUUGUGGUGGCCUUUAUCAGGUUGGCACCUUUCCUCACUUUGGUGUGUGGGCUGAGUGGAAUGGCAAGUUUCGGGACUGUGUGCGCCGUUUUGUCAAAGGAGAUGGUGGUAUGAUUGGUGAGUUUGCAACUCGCUUAUGCGGUUCGCAAGACUUGUAUGGCGACGGGCGCAAGCCCUUCCACUCGAUCAAUUUUAUCACGGCACAUGACGGCUUUUCCAUGCACGACUUGGUCGCAUACGACAAGAAGCACAACCACCAAAAUGGUGAGAACAAUAAUGACGGCGAAGCGCAUAAUAAUUCUUGGAACUGCGGCGCGGAAGGUGACACGUCGGAUGGCAACAUUCUCGCACUUCGGCGGCGGCAAAUGAAAAACAUGCUCGUCGCACUUCUCGUCGCCGCCGGCACGCCCAUGCUCACUAUGGGAGAUGAGUAUGGUCACACUAAGAAGGGCAACAAUAACGGCUGGUGCCAGGACUCAGAACUGACUUGGUUUGAUUGGGGGGCUGCGAAGGCCGACAAACAUGGGCUCAUGCGGUUCACCUCCAAGCUCGUGCGUCUGCGCCGUUCAGUGAGUUCGCUGCAACAUGACACAUUUUUAUCCGACCGUGACAUUGCCUGGCACGGAAGCAAUGGCGGACAGCCAGAUUGGAAGUCCUCUUACAACUUUCUUGCCAUGUCGUUCAAGGGUGCGUGUGAGAUAUACGUAGCUUUCAAUGCCGGGGGGGAAAGUCGAGACCUGCAGCUGCCACAUGUGCACGGCGGCUGGGAGAGGGUCAUAGACUCCAACCUUGAACCACCGAAAGAUUUCGCCGAUGAAGGGCAGGCCGCAAAGCUGGACGGUGGCAGCUCGUACAAAAUCAUGCCAUUCUCUUGUCUUCUUUUGCGCCAGAACGGCAGAGAUGGGGAGGGUCAAAAAUUGGAUGACGUAGUCCAGGCAUUCGAAUCUGUUGAAAUAAGCAACCUUCCGGAGGCGUGAAGCAUGCCUACCAUUUUUGUUUUUUAAAUCGCGGAACCAAGGGGUAGACGAUUCCUUAUACCACAUACGUGCUGUGCCCCUGCGUGUACCCAUCAGUGCAUAUUCUGCACCCGAGAUUUUUGUACCUUCACCCAUCAAGUUUGGAAACAGGCUUAGAGCCACGAUCAAUUUUGGGAUGCACCACAUCGACUUCGGUCUGUUAGGGUUUAGAUACACUCAAUGUUUAACAAUGCUUGAACGCCGGAGCUUCACGGGGAAAAAAGUUAAUCUUGAGCAAUUCACACUCCCAUGUCGGGCUUUCGUAAGGGGGCCCCACAUCGCAGUCGCUUUCAAAAAAAGGCACAAACAGCUCCCCAGUAAGCAACCCAAGCAGGUACAUUCUCCUCUUUUUACGCUCUCCCUGAUUAGCCCUAGAAUUCAAAAGGUAUGUGACCUAUAGACUACUUGUUGCUUCUCUUAAUUCUGCGCAGAGGAGUAAACUUAAGACGCAUGCUGCGACGUCUAUCGUCUCCUCGUGAA